AUGGCUGGCGGCGGUAUUCCCAUCGCUACUACCACCAUCGCUGGUGGUUUCCUUACUGGAAAGAAGCUCAUCUUCCCCAUCGCCCUCAUCACCUCCCUGUUCUUCCUCUGGGGUUUCUCUUACGGACUUCUCGAUGUCUUGAACAAGCAUUUCCAGAAUGUCCUCGGCAUCACAAAGCUCGAAUCCACCGGUCUUCAAGUGAUGUAUUUUGGAGGAGGCUACCUCCUCUUCUCUCCCAUCGCCGCUGAGGUCCUGAAGCGUUUCGGUUACAAGAUCUGUAUUCUUAUGGGUCUUUCUCUCUACUCCAUCGGUGCUAUCAUGUUCUGGCCAACGGCCCACUUCUCGAGUGCGGCCAACGCCUCUGCCUCUUUCGGUGGUUUCUGCGCUUGCACUCUCGUCAUUGCCUGCGGUCUUGCUACCCUUGAGACUGCUGCCAACUCGUACGCCGUUGUCAUUGGUGACCCCAAGACUGCUUCUCCUCGUCUCCAGUUCUGCCAGGCCUGGAACGGUGUUGCUUCAUUCAUUGGUCCCCUCAUCGCUUCCAAGGCUUUCUUCUCCGGCAAGAACGCCAACAACCUUACCAACGUGCAGUUCGUCUACCUCGGUGUUGCCUGCCUUGGUGUUGCCGUCGCUAUCCUGUUCGUCUUCGCUAAGCUUCCUGAGGUUGCUGAGGAGGCCAGACGCAGCAACUCUCUCGUCGAGCCCGAGCACGACCUCGAGGGCCGUGAGAUUGGCCAGGGCAGCAUCUGGAAGGAGUACAACAUGCUCUGCGGUUUCAUUGCUCAGUUCUGCUACGUCGGUGCCCAAGUUACCAUCGGUGCCUUCUUCAUCAACUACGCUCACGACGAGGCUGGCUGGUCUGAGAGCCAGGCUUCCAACCUUCUCUCCUACGCUUUGAUCACCUUCACCGUCGGCCGCUUCAUCGCCACUGGUCUUGCCACCUUCUUGAGCUCCAGCUUCAUCAUGGUCAUGUACACCAUUGCCGCCAUCGCCCUGAACGCCUACGUCUGCGCCGGACAUGGCAAGGGAUCCAUUGGUGGUGUUAUGGCCAUCUACUUCUUCAUGGCACCCAUGUACCCCACUAUCUUCACCAUGGGAACUGCCAAUCUUGGUGUCCACACUCGUCGCGGUGCCGGUAUCCUCGUCAUGGGUGUCGCCGGUGGUGCCGUCUUCUCCCCUAUCCAGGGUGCCAUUGCCGAUGCCGCCAACGUCCGCAUCUCCUUCGUUGUUCCCCUCGUUGGCUUCGUCGUCGUUCUUGCCUACGUCGCUUUCCACUGGAACAAGGAGAACUUCGCCGUCCUCCGCAUCAAGACCGACGACGAGGUUGUCGCUGCUGCUGGUGUCGAGGGCGGUGCUGUUAUCACCAAGCGCUCCAUGUCCAUCACCGAGCAGCAGUACGUUGGCGAGCUCAAGAACUAA
Molecule: messenger RNA, 1419 nt
Organism: Aureobasidium namibiae CBS 147.97
Lineage: Eukaryota; Fungi; Ascomycota; Dothideomycetes; Dothideales; Saccotheciaceae
Product: MFS general substrate transporter
Exons: 2
Coding region: 1-1419 (472 amino acids)
Biological process (GO): transmembrane transport
Molecular function (GO): transmembrane transporter activity
Source: RefSeq, a predicted model, not a curated record